GGGAGAAGAAGAGGGAGUCAACAGUCAAUCAUUUCGGACCACGCUUAAAAAGGAUUUAAUUUUCGAAACGGGAAGUUCGGAACUCGCCUGCGGCACUCGCCUGCUCGGCCUUGUGUGUGUGUCUCGGGUCCAGUUGCUUUUACCACGACGACGCUUGCAGCUCUGAGAUCGAUCUCAGAACUCCGGGGGAGAGAGGGAGGAGAGGAGGAGAGAGAGAUCCAGAGAUCCAUCCUGAUACAACACCAAACAGGGUAGAGUGGAGUCUCGGCGAAGGGAGUCAUCUCAUCGAACGAAGGAAAGAAGAAGAAGAAGAAGGAGGAGGUGGAGGAGGAGGAGGAGGAGCGGCGAAGGAAGGACGCUCCGCGCGGUCGAGCAGCGCGAGACACGACGACGACCGGGAGAAGGAAAAUCGAGAGAGGCAAAGCCAAUCUUAAGAUCGGCAUGGGACGAACAGCACGCCAGUGGAGCAGGUCGAAAAGAGGCGAGUGAGAGGCAGAGUGUGAGAGAGAGGAGAGUGCGCUUGAGUGUUGUGCCGGAAGGCUGUGGGAAUUGGUGUGUAGAUAGACAACACGCAGGUGGAUGAGUGUUAGUUUUGUGUUUUCCUCUAGCAAUACAAGGUGAUGGAGCUGCAAAGAAAAUGGCAAACGUGCCGCUUGGGAUUGCAUUGGUGAUACUCGAUAUUCUGCCCUUCGUGAUUUUAUUGGUGCAAGGCUUGAGCGGAUACUGGCGAAGCUGGACUGGACUAGGUUCCACCUCUCACGACGAGACGACAGCGCGUCGAUCGGCUGCGAUUCGGGUUCUUGGUGCUCUUGUUCGGUCCCAGGAUAGGAACCUUGCUCGCCCGGGCGGGACUGCCCUAGACAUCGGUCAAUUAAAGAAAGCUCUUGACACUUCUGCACUGUCUUUGGAGUUCAAGGUGGCUGACAGAUCUUCGUUGCAUCCGACGGGCAGGAGGGCGUGUCUUUCUUCGAGCAGGGACCGUGGCGACCUACAUCCUGCGCGUCGUGUAUUACAACCCUGAUGCUGAGGCACAUCUGAUUUGAAUCCUCAUCAGCAGCCACCUUGUAGAUCAACCAUGGCGACUGCAAAUAUUUCAAUCGGAUCGCAAGUAUGGGUAGAAGAUUCCAACCUGGCCUGGGUGGAGGCUGAGGUGUUGGAUUUCGAUGGCAAGCAAGUUAAGGCGCGAACCAUCAAUGGAACGACGGUCGUGGCCUCCGUUUCCAAUGUACAUGCCAAAGAUUCCGAUUCCCAGCCAGGAGGAGUGGAUGACAUGACCAAACUGGCAUACUUGCAUGAACCAGGGGUUUUGUACAAUCUUGCAAGUAGAUAUGAGCUUGACGAAAUAUAUACAUAUACCGGGAAUAUAUUGAUAGCUGUAAAUCCUUUUGCAAAGCUUCCUCAUCUUUAUGACAACCACAUGAUGGAGCAAUAUCGUGGAGCUCCACUGGGAGAACUGAGUCCGCACGUAUUUGCAGUUGCCGACAGUUCUUAUAGGGCAAUGAUCAACGAGAAAAGGAGUCAGUCUAUUUUGGUUAGUGGAGAAAGUGGAGCUGGAAAGACUGAAACUACGAAGUUGAUCAUGCAAUAUUUAGCCUACAUGGGUGGGAGAGCAAAUACUGAUGGAAGGACAGUGGAGCAACAAGUUUUGGAGUCGAAUCCACUUCUCGAAGCAUUUGGAAACGCGAAGACUUCUCGCAAUGACAAUUCUAGUCGCUUUGGAAAGUUCGUGGAGAUACAAUUUGAUCGUAAUGGGAGGAUAUCCGGAGCUGCUGUCAGAACAUAUCUACUAGAAAGAUCUCGUGUUGUACAGAUUGCCGAUCCAGAGCGCAACUACCAUUGUUUCUAUCAGCUAUGUGCUUCUCCAGAGGAUUCUGAGAAGUACAGACUUGGUGAUCCGAGGAGCUUCCAUUAUCUAAAUCAGAGUCCAGUCUUUGAGUUGAACAACGUGAACAACGGGCGGGAAUACAUCAAGACGAGGAGGGCUAUGGACAUUGUCGGCAUUAGCCCUGAGGAACAGGAAGCAAUAUUUCGAGUGGUGGCUGCUAUACUGCAUUUGGGAAACGUGGAGUUUACAACAGGGAAAGAGGCCGAUUCAUCAAUACCGAAGGAUGAGAAGUCUAAAUUUCAUCUCAGUGUGGUUGCGGAGCUUUUGAGGUGCAAUAGCAAGAGCUUACUGGAUUCGUUGUGCGAGCGCAUCAUUGUUACACGUGACGAAAAUAUCACCAAAACUCUAGAUGCUUAUUCUGCUACAACUAACCGUGACACUUUGGCGAAGACGAUCUACUCGAGAUUGUUUGACUGGCUGGUCGACAAGGUCAACAAAUCUAUUGGGCAAGAUCCAGAUUCGACCACUUUGGUGGGAGUCCUUGAUAUUUAUGGUUUCGAGAGCUUCAAGGUUAACAGUUUUGAGCAGUUUUGUAUCAAUCUCGCCAAUGAGAAGCUGCAGCAACACUUCAAUCAGCAUGUGUUCAAGAUGGAGCAGGAAGAGUACACGAAGGAGGCCAUCAAUUGGAGCUACAUUGAGUUUGUCGACAAUCAAGAUGUUCUUGAUCUCAUCGAGAAGAAGCCUGUCGGGAUCAUAGCUCUUCUGGACGAAGCCUGUAUGUUUCCCAAGUCAACGAAUGAAACGUUCGCGACAAAACUGUUCCAGAGUUUCAACAGGAACAAGCGCUUCAGCAAGCCCAAGCUUUCUCGUACUGAUUUCACAAUCAGUCACUAUGCUGGCGACGUGACGUAUCAGACUGACCUCUUUCUCGAUAAGAACAAGGAUUACGUUGUUGCUGAGCAUCAAGCUUUGUUGGGAUCUUCUUCGUGUUCAUUCGUGGCUGGCCUCUUUCCUCCUCCUUCGGACGAAUCUUCAAAGUCGUCGUACAAAUUUUCAUCCAUCGGAACUCGUUUCAAGCAACAACUGCAAGCCCUCAUGGAGACUCUGAAUCAAACUGAACCUCAUUACAUUCGGUGUGUGAAACCAAACAUGGUCAACAAACCUGGUCGGUUUGAGAAUGUGAAUGUGCUCCAACAACUUCGAUGUGGUGGUGUUCUUGAAGCGGUGAGAAUCAGUUGUGCUGGAUACCCAACCCGACGGACCUUCGAUGAGUUCAUUGACAGAUUCGGCCUUUUGGCUCCUGAGCUCCUGAAUGGAAAUUACGAUGAGAAGACUGUCACCGAAAAGCUUUUGGAGAAAAUGGGUCUUGUCAAUUUCCAGGUGGGUCAAACGAAAGUGUUUUUGAGGGCAGGCCAGAUGGCGACGCUGGAUGGUAAGAGGUCAGAACUUCUAAGCAAUGCGGCAAGAACCAUUCAGCGGCAAGUUCGUACAUUUUUGGCCAGGAGAGAAUUCACGAAAAAGAGAAAGGCCGCUGUCAAAAUCCAGGCUUGCUGGCGAGGAAGGAUGGCACGGAAGCAGUAUGAAGAUCUUCGGAAGGAAGCUGCUGCUGUGUGCAUUCAAAAGCAUGUCCGCAGGUGGUUGGCUCAAAAGUCAUACGCGAAAACGCGCAAGGCUGCUAUUUUUGUUCAAGCAGGAGUCCGUGGUAUGAUUGCUCGGAAGGAAUUCAGACGCAGACGUCAAACCAAAGCUGCAAUCAUCAUACAGACACGGUUCCGUGGGUACAAGGCUCGCUCUGACUACCAAAAGUUACGCAAAGCAGCGGUCGUCUUCCAAUGUCAAUGGAGAGGCAGGGUUGCUAGACAAGCACUCAAAAAGCUCAAAAUGGCUGCAAAGGAAACUGGUGCGCUACAAGCAGCUAAGACAAUGCUUGAGAAGAGAUGCGAUGAGCUUACCUGGCGUCUGCAACUGGAGAAACGUAUGCGGACGGACUUGGAAGAGGCCAAAGCUCAGGAGAUCUCCAAGCUUCAAGCCUCCUUGCAAGAUAUGCAGCUGCAAGUCCAGGCCGCAAGCGACAGCCUUAUCCAGGAGAGAGAGCAAAACAAAAUGGCACUUGGACAGGCUGUGCUUGCUGCCGAAAGGGUCCCCUCUGUUGAGGUCACUGACGCUAAGGUGGAGAAAUUGGUCGCUGAGUGUGACAGACUUAAGGCCUUGGUCGAGACACUUGAGGCAAGAGCAGCAGAGGCAACAGAGGCAGAGAAGAAGUAUGCUGCUGCCAAGAAGGAAAGUGAUGAAAGGUUACUUAGAGCAGAAGAAGCAGAGGCGAAGAUUGAGCAAAUGCAGGAAGCUGUUCAUAGAUUGGAGGAAAAGCUUCAAAAUAUGGAGUCGGAGAAUCAAGUUCUUCGCCAACAAACGCUUGUAUUGUCGCCCACCAAGGGUCUUGGAAGUCGAUUCAAAACCACUGUUUUCCAGAGAAGCCCAGACAAUGGAUAUCUUGCAAAUGGUGAACACCGUCAGGCCACUCUUGAGACACCUUCUACAGCUCAAAUUGAGAGAGAGCAUUCGGAGGCUGAACAAAGGCGUCAAAAGCUACUCAUCGACAGACAACAGGAGAAUCAAGAUGCCCUUCUGCAGUGUGUCAUGCAAGAUGUGGGAUUCAGCCAUGAUAGGCCGGUUGCAGCAUGUAUUAUUUACAAGUCUCUUCUUCAGUGGCGCUCAUUCGAAGCUGAGAGGACGAAUGUAUUUGAUCGCAUCAUUCAAACUAUCGGAACUGCUAUUGAGAGUCAAGAGAACAAUGAUGUCUUAGCAUACUGGCUGUCCAACACGUCAACGCUUCUCUUCCUUCUGCAACGUACUCUAAAAGCCAGUGGGGCAGCUGGAGGUACCCCGCAACGCCGAAGGCCCAGUUCUGUGACCCUCUUCGGACGCAUGACACAAGGAUUUAGAUCUUCUCCUUCCGGCGGAGUUUCUUUUGGAAAUGGUGGAAUUAUGGGUGGACUAGAGGUUCUACGACAAGUGGAGGCCAAGUAUCCAGCUUUGCUUUUCAAGCAGCAGCUCACUGCUUACGUCGAAAAGAUUUACGGAAUGAUUCGCGACAAUCUCAAGAAGGAGAUUUCACCGCUCCUAAGUCUCUGUAUCCAGGCGCCAAGGACAUCUAGAGCGACGUUGAGUAAAGUGGCAUCUAGGACAUCACCGAUCGCCAAUAUGUCUACACAACAAGUCUUGAGCAGUCACUGGCACAGCAUCAUCAGCAGUUUGAGUUCACUCCUGAGCACCUUGCGCGCCAAUCAUGUGCCACCGUUUUUGGUCCGGAAGCUCUUUACGCAGAUCUUUUCUUUUAUCAAUGUACAACUAUUCAACAGCUUGCUUUUGAGGCGUGAGUGCUGCUCAUUUAGCAACGGAGAGUAUGUCAAGGCUGGACUGGCAGAGCUUGAACACUGGAUAUAUGACGCAACAGAGGAGUACGCAGGUUCAUCUUGGGAUGAGCUGAAGUAUAUAAGACAAGCCGUCGGAUUUUUGGUUAUUCAUCAAAAGCCGAAGAAAUCUCUUGAUGAGAUUACUCAUGAUUUGUGCCCAGUCUUGAGCGUACAACAACUCUAUCGUAUCAGCACCAUGUAUUGGGAUGACAAAUAUGGCACGCAUAGUGUUUCACCUGAGGUAAUUGCUAAUAUGCGAGUGUUGAUGACCGAGGAUUCCAACAGUGCCGUCAGCAACUCCUUCUUGCUGGACGACGACUCAAGCAUUCCCUUCACUGUAGAUGACAUCUCGAAGUCAAUGUCAGACAUUGAUUUGUCUGAUGUGGAUGCUCCCCCACUUCUUCGGGACAACGCGGCCUUCAAUUUUUUACAACCACAGCAUGAGCGCUUUGUGGUGCCAGGCUUCAAACAACAUGGCAACUCUUUCACCGCCGCUAUGUUAGCUGCACAAAAGUUGAAUGCGGACAAGACCUAUGCCAUGGCUACCCGCUCGUACUCUUUCAAAAGCGCGACCAGCAACCAGCAACAAACAGGCGUGCCGAGAAGCAGUAGUGGGCCGAAGGGAGGUAGCAACAGCGCUGGCACGCAACCCGCUAGCGCGGAGAAUAACGAUGUUGAUUUGGGAGUGUACAAAACCCGUCUGUGCCUUCGAUUUAGUACUCCGGAAGGUUGUCGCUACGGAGACAAGUGCCGCUUCGCGCAUGGGAAGAGCGACCUGCGCCCGAUGCCAGCUCCGUCCGUGCGCUCAUUGGGAAGCUCCAUCGAUAGUCGAAGCACGGGAGAGUACUCGAGGCAGUCGUCCAUGGCCAGGAGUGUUGAUAGUUUGAGUCUCAUGUAUCCGUCCAACGUAUCGAAUAAUGGCAGUUACCACACCGAACCCAACUCGCCCGCUUCCGCCCCAGGAUUUGGAUUCGGAUCCUCGUCGACGUCGAAGAAGAUCAGCAUUGGAGCCGCCUUCGCCGGGGCAAUCAUCGGCAAGGCCGGCGCGAACGUGAAGCAAAUCAACCGGCUGACCGGAGCAAAAGUGUCGAUCCGCGAGCACGGGACCGACCCGAAUAUGAGGAACGUGGAGAUGGAGGGCUCGCUGGAGCAGAUAGAGCAGGCUAGCGAGAUGGUGAGGCAGUACAUGCAGAACAAGGAGCUCCUGUCGUCUAGGGCAGCGGCUCUCGGCUCCCGCAGCUUCAAGACCAAGCUGUGCAAGAACUUUGUGCAAGGAACCUGUACUUUCGCCGAUCGGUGCCAUUUCGCACAUGGUGCAUACGAGCUUCGUGUGGCUAAUUUGAGAUGAGUGGACAGCUCAUCGUCCUCCUCGGAACAUGAAGAAGUUUUUCUAGCUAGUAGCAGACAAAUAGACGAAAAUAGGACGAUUGAUAUGGGACUUCCACCACAAAAGAGUGCUAGAGUUUCAACGCGAGUUAAGUCGAGAGAUGAGGGCCAACUUUAUUUUCUCUCACCUCAUGCUUCAUCACCACCACAGUCAGUCGCAGCCCACCACCCUUCUCCCGUGCUUUCUGCUGCGGGCGCUCGGUCGGUUCUCAGACUGCAGGACGCUAGCGCCAACUUUGCUGCCUCCUCGAAGAAUUGCAAAAAGCCCGAUAGAUGGAUCACGAGGUUUAUCCAACAACACCCAUGUAUGAUGCAAAAUUGUGGCGAUGGGGGGGCUCCGAUGCCGAGUGCGUUCGCCAAUGCGGCCAAGCUCCAUCCUCCCCCCCAAUUGGAUAUUACAUUUACAGGCUUCCCAUUCACUUGUAACCAUAGACGAUCAUCAUCAUCAUCAUCAGUGUAUAGUAGUGAGCUUUCUUUUGUAUGUGUAUACACCGAGCUAUUCUUUAUGUAAUUUUUGAUUCUUAGAGCUUCUGGCUCCAUUAUCUCUCCGUGCUCCGCCUCUCUUAUCGUCCGUCCCUCUCUCCUCUCCUCCUCCUCUCCUCCCAUCUCGACCUUCAUCUCCAUCUCUUCUCCUCGUCUCGUCUCCAUAUCUUCAUCGUCUCGUCUCUCGCCUCGUCUCCUCGAUUCAUAUCCCCCUCCCCCUCCCACCUCCCACCUUCUCCUCCCGUGGGACUGCACCGGUGCCUCCGGUCACCUUCCACCAGUCCGUCCAUCCGUCCGUCUGUCCGUCUGCUUGCUCUCCUGUACAGUACCCUUCUCGUUCAUCGUGCGCCCGGCGGCGGGUGGCGUGGACUUGCGCCGCGCUUCUCCGUCCACACCCAUUCCCGCUGAGUCAGCGUCCGCGUCCGCAUCCGCAGCGGCCCUGACUGCCUGCCAGGCCAUUCAUUACAAUUUCCAGAACUCGGCUUUCAAGAUUCAAAUUACACCGACCAGUCCGACGUGGCGAUGAGGGCCGACGGGGUGGCUGGCAACGCCGCUGAUUUGGCGGGGCAUUAUUAUCGAGUGGAUACGUUGGAGAGAGAGAGAGGUGUACUUUGCCAGCAGAGGCGAUAGAUAGAGCGAGCGAGAGAGGGGAGACCGAUUUAGCCGUCUGGGACUGGCGGAUUGCUGCAUUAGCCAGUGGACCAGGCUGGCCUUAGGGAAUAAGAGUGUUCAAAGAUGUGAACAGAGUUUUGUAAGGAAGGUAGAAAAAUUCCGACGGACAAAAAUGCAGAUGGCCCUUUAGGAAGAGAAAUGCGGGUGUAGAGUGAGUGAGUGGAAGACACUCGUCAAGUUUUCAUUAUGGACCUAGCUUGAUUCAUUGACGCAUGUAACGAGAAUGGAUGAAAGAGUUUUGUUUGUUGCGAUCUG
Marchantia polymorpha subsp. ruderalis is the source of this 8034-nucleotide messenger RNA. NCBI's taxonomy places the organism in Eukaryota, Viridiplantae, Streptophyta, Marchantiopsida, Marchantiales, Marchantiaceae. The record is from the annotation of a GenBank genome assembly.